Molecule: messenger RNA, 4171 nt
Organism: Hyla sarda
Lineage: Eukaryota; Metazoa; Chordata; Amphibia; Anura; Hylidae
Gene: LARP1
Product: La ribonucleoprotein 1, translational regulator
Exons: 19
Coding region: 594-3206 (870 amino acids)
Biological process (GO): positive regulation of translation; mRNA stabilization
Cellular component (GO): cytosol; cytoplasmic stress granule
Molecular function (GO): RNA cap binding
Source: RefSeq, a predicted model, not a curated record
AAUCAUGCGUAUUUGAUCAGAAUACUAUCAGAUCCUUGGGACAGCUGUACAGAGAACUACAUUGUGUCAUGGCUUUGUUAUGGGCGUACUCAAGGAUAUCAAAGAUUUCAUGGCUCGGUAUUUGUACACUUUAGAUGUUUGCUUUGCUGCCACAUGACUAUUGGUAACCCUUUAGUGCCGUAUUCAUAGCUGGCAUUGUGCUGGGGCUGCUUGUACCUGAACUUCCAAGCGUCUCGAUUUCUCCCUUUUUUUAAGUCUUUAAAUAGAAGUGGGGAGUUUCCAUUGCGCGCCUUCCCAGGGGUCUUUUUAAUUUGCACGGUUGUUUGCAGAAAGUAUAUUGGGCGCUGUACCUGGUAUCACCUGCCUCUCCAUACACCUUGGAUUUCUACGUUAGCAGCUGUGUUCAUCUCUCCUAAGAUCCUCCAGCGCCUGCCAAGGUGGUGAAAGCCAGUGCCAAUCGGCCUAGACGAGGCAGCAAGGUUGGAGACUUUGGUGAUGCCACCAACUGGCCAACGCCUGGAGAGAUUGCCCAUAAGAGCACACCGCCUCCUCAGAAACUACAGCCUGCCCGGAAGUCAUUCGGCAAGAAGGAGAUGAAAGAAGAGAGCGCCGAUGGGAAGGAGAACCAAAGAGUAAGAUCUGAUGAGUCCAGCGAGGAGAAGAACGGGGAUGACGACGGGCAGAGAUCAGCUCACAAAAAGAAAGGAAAUAAGCAUAAGUGGGUUCCCCUGCAGAUCGAAAUGAAGCCAGAAGGGCCUAGAGAAAAAACUGCUUCAAGGAACAAUCGUCAGAAUGAGCAGCAGCGUCAUGCCCUCAACAGGAGUGACCCCAAAGCUUGGUAUCCUGAUAACAAGCAGGAGAGGGACUGGCCUGACUAUGACGACACUUCCAGUGUGAAAAGUGAAGGUGCCAUCCGGGGCGGCUUCAGAGGAAGAGGCCGUGGACGGGGAAGAGGGAGAGGACGUGGCCGUGGGGGCACUCGCUCUCAUUUUGACUAUCAGUAUGGGUACAGGAAAUUUGAAGGAAGUGAUGGGCCCCGGGGACCGAAAUAUUCCAGUAAUAUCACCUACUACUAUGACAACACAAGCAGUUCUGAGCUGUAUGGUGUCGAUCAGGAGCUGCUGAAGGAUUAUAUCAAGAGACAGAUCGAAUAUUACUUCAGUGUGGACAAUCUACAGCGAGACUUCUUCCUGCGCAGGAAGAUGGACUCUGAGGGUUUCCUGCCCAUCGGGUUAAUAGCAAGCUUCCAUAGGGUGCAGGCUCUCACCACGGACGUUGGGCUUAUAGUCAAGGCACUAAAAAAUAGUACAGUUGUAGAAAUAAUCGACGAGAAGAUCAGGCGAAAAGACGAUCCUGACGCUUGGCCUCUGCCUGGCCCUUCUCUUACGGACUCUUCUCAGACGGACUUCACCCAACUGAUCAACUGCCCGGAGUUUGUACCAAGGCAGGGACACCAGAAGGAGACGGAAUCUGCGCCCGGCUCCCCACGGACUUCCAGCCCCACUUCAGCUAAUAAAACCGAGGAAGUCAGCAACCUCAAGACGAUGCCAAAAGGACUUUCUGCCAGUUUACCAGACCUGGACUCUGAGAGCUGGAUAGAGGUGAAGAAACGGCCAAGGCCUUCACCAGCCAGAUCAAAGAAGCCAGAGGAAGUAAAGCAGUCCGUACCGCAGACAACGCCCGCCCCAGUGACGACCCCCAAACCAUCCAAAGAGCAAGAUGAGCCCGAGGAGCUGGACUUCAUGUUUGAUGAGGAGAUGGAGCAGAUGGAUGGCAGGAAGAACACCUUCACUGACUGGUCAGAUGAGGACUCGGAUUACGAGAUUGAUGAUCGGGAUGUUAACAAAAUUCUUAUUGUCACCCAAACGCCACCAUCGUUGCGCAAGCAUCCUGGGGGAGACCGUACUGGCAACCACACGUCUCGGGCGAAGAUGAGCUCAGAAUGGGCCAAAGUAAUAAACGAUGGUCUGUUCUACUAUGAGCAGGACCUGUGGACAGAGCAGUUUGAGCCAGAGUAUUCACAGAUUAAGCAAGAGGUGGAGAACUUUAAAAAGGUGAACAUGAUCAGCCGGGAACAGUUUGACACUUUAACCCCAGAACCCCCUAUCGAUCCAAAUCAGGAAGUUCCACCCGGACCUCCAAAAUUUCAGCAAGUUCCCACAGAUGCCUUGGCUAACAAGCUGUUUGGUGCUCCUGAACCCUCCUCUAUUGCCCGCUCCCUACCAACCACAGUCCCAGAAUCUCCAAAUUACCGCAAUGCCCGUACGCCACGUACCCCAAGAACUCCCCGGUUGAAAGAUCCCACUCUUACGCCUCGGUUUUACCCUGUUGUGAAGGAGGGCAGGACAAUUGAUGCCAAGACACCAAGAAAAAGAAAAACGCGUCACAGUUCUAAUCCACCCAUGGAGUGUCACGUUGGGUGGGUGAUGGAUUCUAGGGAACAUCGACCACGAACUGCCUCUGUGAGCUCUAAUGCCAGUCCCUCUGAGGGUGCUCCGUCUUUAAGCAACUAUGGAUGUACACCUCAGUCUCUGCCAAAGUUCCAACAUCCUUCUCAUGAGCUGCUGAAAGAGAAUGGAUUCACACAACACGUUUACCACAAGUACCGCAGACGUUGCCUUAAUGAGAGGAAACGGCUAGGCAUUGGCCAGUCCCAGGAGAUGAACACGCUCUUCCGUUUCUGGUCUUUCUUCCUUCGAGAUCACUUCAACAAGAAGAUGUAUGAAGAAUUCCGGCAGCUUUCUGUAGAGGACGGAAAGGAAGGCUACAGGUAUGGCUUGGAGUGCCUUUUCAGAUAUUACAGUUAUGGCCUAGAGAAGAAGUUCCGAGUCGACAUAUUCCGGGACUUCCAGGAAGAAACCAGGCGGGACUAUGAGACAGGUCAACUGUAUGGACUUGAGAAAUUUUGGGCCUUUUUGAAAUAUUCCAAAGCCAAAAGCCUGGAUAUUGAUCCAAAGUUGCAGGAAUACCUGAGCAAAUUCCGCCGGCUAGAAGAUUUCCGAGUAGAUCCACCAAUGGGAGAGGAUGCAGGCUCCAGGAGACGUUCCUCUCUGUCUGCAGGUGAAGGUAGGAGGAGAUAUCCUUCUCAGUCUUCCAGCAAAGGAUCAGGUCACCAGUCAUCUAUCACCACAAAGGAGGACGCCAAAGGCCAAAGCCAACCCUCAUCUGUCACCUUGGAUUCAGAAACAUCUGGAGGAGGAAAAUAGAGAGCUUGGAAAGAAUGAUGAUUUUUGGGGGGGAUGGGUGAACAUGUGGGAGAUUUCCUGGCCGUGGGGUGGAAUGUAUGGUUCGCAAACAUUUUGACUUCCCUCCACUUCCUAUCGGAAACAAUGAUCCAAAAAUCAGAGACUCCACAUUCUGGAGAAAACGGACUGAUCCCAUGGCUUUCCUGCAAGGGUGGCGGAUGCUUAUCCCAAAAGAAGAAAUUUUUAGUUUGCUUAGGGAUAUAAAAUUUUAGUUUUUCCUUUUUAAGCAGGAACCUGGAGGAGGGGCUCAUGUUGGGAGGGAGAAUUUUUUAUUUUAAAUUUUUUUUUUUCUUUUAAAUUAUUGAAAUGCUGCCCUCCCUUUGAGCAGGGGGCUGCCUGGGUGGCAGAACAAGUGCAGGCCUCAUCUCUGCUCUCAAUGCUAAAUGGGCUACCAGAAUUUUGCUGUUACAGGCUUCGAAAGGACAAGAUGUAAUCAUCCUACACAUCUUUGCUUUGAAAUCCAUUGGGGGUCCACUUGCCGUCGUCCUGUAGCUCUGAAAAGGAUUCUUCCCUUUGCAGCGUUGGAGGAUCUAACAGUUGUCCACCAGAUGGCUCUGUGUCUCUCGACUUAAUUCAAUCCUACAGCAAAAUCUUUCAAAAUAACGCCUACCCACAGCUCAUUGCUUUCACGACAACCCUGCGUUUUUUUUCCUUUUUAAAGAUAUAUAUAUAUUUUUAUUUGUUUUGUUUUUAUUGUUACUUCAGACUGUGAAAGAGAAAACUACAGAGAACUUUAUUAGCAAAUGGCUGCAUAAGAAAAAUGGGGAAAAAAAACUUUAAAAAAAAAACAAAAAAAAAAUAAAAAACAAAAAACUGCCUUCACUUUCCCUUUAAAACUAUUGUAAGCGAUGAUUAAACAGAGUACAAAAAGUUGCCUUAUUGUAACCUUGAAACUUGCAGAGAGCUGUCGGUUUCCUUUCCCCCCC